Molecule: messenger RNA, 2566 nt
Organism: Dromiciops gliroides (monito del monte)
Lineage: Eukaryota; Metazoa; Chordata; Mammalia; Microbiotheria; Microbiotheriidae
Product: laforin-like
Exons: 2
Coding region: 167-1225 (352 amino acids)
Biological process (GO): protein dephosphorylation
Cellular component (GO): nucleus; cytoplasm
Molecular function (GO): starch binding; carbohydrate phosphatase activity; protein tyrosine/serine/threonine phosphatase activity
Source: RefSeq, a predicted model, not a curated record
CCCCCGCUACGUCUGUGGUUACGCGAUUCACGGCGGACGUUUUCCUGGCUCAGCAUCGGUGCCCGGAGGGUCCCCGCGGCCCAGAGAAGAGGAAGAAGAGGAGAAGGAGAAGAAGGCAGGGCCGGAGCCGUUCCUCCUGAGCCGGUGACUCGGUGGGCUCGCGGCGAUGCGGUUCAUUUUCGGGGUGGUGGUGCCUCCCGCCGUGGCCCAGGGCCGUUCGCAGCUGCUGGUGAUGGGCUCUCCGCCCGAGCUGGGGCGCUGGGCGCCUCAGAGGGCCGUGCCCAUGAAGCCGGUGGGCAUCGGGGUCGGGCCCGACGGGGUACUCGGGCUGCAGGAGCCGUGCCUGUGGCUCGCGGACGUGGAGCUGCAGCAGCAGCAGGAGCAGCAGCAGCAGCAGGAGCAGCAGCAGCAGCAGCAGCAGGAGCAGGAGCCGCAGGAGCAGGAGCCGCAGGCCGAGGGGGUGGGGGCCGACGUCCUCGCGACGUUCUGGUACAAGUUCCUGAAGUGGGAGCCCGGAGGAGAGUUCUCCUGCGAAGGUAAUGGUCCUCACCAUGAUCGCCACAGUACUUACACUGAAAGCAACAUGGUAGAAGGCAUGUACUGUCUCCCAAUUGGAUACUGGCUUGAGGCCACUGGGCAUACCAAUGAGGUGAAGCAUAGGAAUGAUUUCGGUUGUAACAUUGCAGGCCAUCAAACCAUGCAUUUUUCACAAAUCCUCCCAAACCUCUGGUUAGGAAGCUGCCCUCGCCAGUUGGAGCAUGUCACUAUCAAAAUGAAGCAUGAAUUAAGGGUGACAGCAGUAAUGAAUUUUCAGACGGAAGGGGAUAUUAUACAGAAUUCAUCAGGCUGCAAUCGCUACCCAGAGCCCAUGAGCCCAGACACCAUGAUCAGGCUCUAUAGAGAAGAAGGAAUUGACUACGAAUGGUUGCCUACAGCAGACCUGAGUACUGAAGGUACAGUGCAGAUGUUGCCUCGGGCCGUCUCUCUCCUCCACUGCCUACUUCAGAAAGGUCACACCGUCUACAUACACUGCAAUGCUGGUAUUGGAACAUCCCCGGCUGUCGUGUGCGGCUGGCUCAAGUAUGUCAUGGGCUGGAAUCUGAGGAAGGUGCAGUACUUCCUCAUGGUCAAAAGGCCUGCUGUGUAUAUCGAUGAAGAGGCUCUGUCCCGUGCAGAAGAAGAUUUCUAUCAGAGAUUUGGGAAGUUUUGUCGUCGCCGGGCUUAAGUAAUUUGAAUGGGUAAAACCACCAGCUUUUUCCUAAAAGCUCCUGUCAUGUAAUCAUAAGAUGAUUUGAAGACAGAAUCUUGUUAAACAGUAUUGUGAUGUGCUUUGUUACUGCUAUUUAUUGUUAUUAUUGUUAUUGUUGUUAUUAGUCUAGCAUGCUCAUUUAGUCUUAGUAUUGGUUUAGGAAUCUAUUUUCUCUGGGGCACCUUUUAAAGAAUCGAAUGAAUUGCACAAGAAAGAGCAGAAGUUCUCUGGACUCUGCCUUCUCAGUCUCAGGUGGUAACAGACACCAUUGACAACACCUGCAGUCAGGCUCCUCCUUUUGGUUGACCUACCCCCAGGUGGUUUUCUGAAAAAUUCAUGACCACAACCACCUUUUCUCGUUGUAUUGUAUGUAACUAUUUGCUGUCUAGAAAAGCUAUCAUUAUACAGAUUUCAUUUCUUUCAGCAAAAGUAGCAAAGAAGGACCUACUGCUUUGUAAAUGGAAGUCAUCCGGCCUGCUACUAAGCAAGCACCGAGGCUGGAGGCUGGGGGUUCUGUCAAUCCUUGCCGAAUGGAAUAGAAUUGAAUUUCUUGUUCUGUAGAGGAAGGCUGUAUUGAUUUGCCACAAUUCUUAUGGCAGAGAUUCUUAACUGUUUUUUCUCAUGAACCCCUUAGGAAGUCUACUGGAAACGAUGGACCUCUUCUCUUAAAAAUGAUAUUUUAAAAUGCACAAUAUAUAAUACAAAAGAUUACAAAGGAAACCAAUUAUAUGGAAAUAAAAAACUCCUCAAAAUCUUUUGAAAAAAAAUAUUAUUUUAAAAGUUCACAGAACCCCAAGGUUAGAAAUCCCUGCAAUGGGGAAAUUGGGUUCAGCAUUCUGAUAAAUCUGUGAAAAGUCUAGGGAAAUUACGACUUUAUGUGAAACUGGCUCUUGACUGUGUGGGAAAAUAAUGGAACUUGGUAGACGUCCAGGGGUCCGACUUGAUCGACGUAGUAGUGUUUGAAUUGGGUGCGAACUACUGAGGAACUACUAAGUACCCACUUAAAGGUGAUUGGAUUUUAGCCACUAGCCAACACUGAGGUCAGUGUGUUCUUAGAGGCUAUGGACUACGCCAUCCACAGGAGACUGCUCUCCGCCAAGCAACUUGAAGAACCUUCCAUUUCUGGGAGGAGGACAGGAAGGAGGAAGCGGGACCACGGACAGAAUCUGCCUCUUUUUGUUUGCGACACGGGCGUGGUGGCAGAAUUUCACGUGGGCGGUUAGGAAGGCUAGGAUCUCCAUGCUAUAAGCAAUCUGUUCUCAAUCUUUCUCUCUCUUUACUGUCUUAUAUCUUUUAAUAAAUCCUUAAAAGCCUCAA